AUGAACCAAGUACAGCAUUACCAAGAGUUGAUCCAGCAGGCUGCGCGCCUGGCUCUGGAACGCAGCGUGGCUGAGUCAGAUGAGCCGAGUGUAGACGCUAUUGAGCCUGCAGCCAAGGCUAUCCGCGAAGCCCUGAGUCCGAAAGGCGAAACAGUCAAGCGCGAUUUCGACCAGCAUUUGUCUUUUCGCUCACAGAUCGAGACCAUGGACUCGGUGUCCAUCGAAGUUGCCCAGGAGCUGUUUGGGUUCCUGGAAACGCGGACAGCGCUGGUGCGCAAGGUGAUGGCGGAGACCACCGGAAAGGGCGUGGCGAUGCUCAAAAUCUGCAAUAGCUUGCUGCGACGCAUUCCGCACGCAACAAUGGGCGAGUUUGCUGGCAGCGUGCAGAUUUUCAUUGCCAACAGCUUCCCGCUGUCCGAGCGCUCGGGUGUCAAUGUGCGCGGUGAUUUCGACACCUCAAAUAUCCCAGCAAUCGACACAGCAGGGCUCGACGAAGGGGGCCGGGAAGAGAAGCUGUAUCGGUCGUUCUGGUCAUUGCAAGAGUGCUUUGCGAAUCCGCAGUCAGUGUUUAAGAACCGGCCCGAGUCAUUUGACAGCUUUGUCAAAGCAGCCAAGUUAGCGCUUGAGGAGUUCCGCAAGGUCGAGCACAAGAAUCAGCCACAGGCGACAGCCACGGCAGCCAUGCACGACACGGCUCCGCUAAAUUCAGGUGACCCGCAAUUCAAGUGCCAGAUUCUGGUGCAGCUGCUAAUCUUCACAAAGCUGAAGGAAGCCGCAGUGAAUAAGCUCGUAGUGGUGAAUAUGGAGAUUACCGAUGCCGAAGAGCAGACGUUGCGGGAUUUGAGCGAGCGCGCCGGAAACCAGCUAUUGACGAUGCCCCGCGACCGCGGCACGUUCCGCAGAGCCGCAGUGUUUAUGCUGAUGCACGAGGCCGACUGGGCCAGGUGGAAGGCCGGGUCGUGUAAGCCAUUCGAGGGGGUGCCGAUGCCGGAGCUGGUCGACGAGAUGCAGUCGGCAGCGCAGUCGUUCUUUGAGGUGCGUGACGAGGUGUGGGCAACUGAUGUCGAGUCGCUGGAGGGCAUCGGUAACGAGGCGCAGAGCGUGACGCUGAAGGACACGCUGGGCAAGCUGACGAGUUUCCUGACGCUCAAGGAGCGGGGGGUGGUGGAUCUGCUGCAGUGGCGAGCACUUCGCAUGUCGAUUCCCUCUGGCGACAUCCGCGAUGUCGACCCUACGUCAAAGACGCUGGGGCUGAAUUGCGAGAAUGGGCAAGACCCCAAGGAGGACCAAGUAUCAACCACAGAUGUGGAUGACGAGCCAUUUGUGACAGAGGUCAAGUAA
Molecule: messenger RNA, 1341 nt
Organism: Linderina pennispora
Lineage: Eukaryota; Fungi; Kickxellomycota; Kickxellomycetes; Kickxellales; Kickxellaceae
Exons: 6
Coding region: 1-1341 (446 amino acids)
Biological process (GO): regulation of DNA-templated transcription elongation; mRNA export from nucleus
Cellular component (GO): THO complex part of transcription export complex
Source: RefSeq, a predicted model, not a curated record